GCGGAUGUUCACUUUACUUUUCCCCGGGUGUUGUCAGUCUCCCCGGCACACUCACGGCAGCUACCAUCUAUCCAUGCAGUUCACUUCAUUGUACUGACUGUGCUCAUCAAUUAGGCAAGAAUUAAGCCGUUUUAGAAGCAAUAAUUUGUCUUUUAGCACUUUGAAGAGGAUUAUAAACCGCGGGAAGAGGCGCAGGUAAGUUUUGAGUGCGGGAAAGCGGAGAAAAACGAAACACAGGGUCUCUGUUUGUUGCAGCCAUGCCCUCAGUGAUGGAGCGCUCGGGGGCCGGGGUCCUGUCCAGGAGCAGAGCCAAGACCGUAACCAACGGCAACAGCCAACCACACUCUGAAGAGGAGAGCAGCGAUGAAGAGCAUGCUCAUGACAGUAUGAUCAGAGUGGGAGGAGACUACCAGGCUCAGAUCCCAGAGUUCAAACCAGACAGUCCAACCCGCUUCAGUGAGAAGGACCAGAGGAGCAUGUUGGUCUGGUGUCCCAACAGUCAGCUUUCUGAUGCAAUGUUGGACGAGUACAUCCUUAUGGCAAAAGAGAAACAUGGAUACAACAUGGAGCAGGCUCUGGGCAUGUUAUUAUGGCACAAACAUGACGUAGAGCGCUCGCUUGCCGACCUGGCCAACUUCACCCCCUUCCCAGACGAGUGGACAGUGGAGGAUAAAGUGUUGUUCGAGCAGGCCUUCAGCUUCCACGGCAAGAGCUUCCACCGCAUCCAGCAGAUGCUUCCAGACAAGCUGAUCUCCAGCCUGGUGAAGUAUUACUACAGCUGGAAGAAGACCAGGACCAGGACCUCUGUCAUGGACCGGCAGGCCAGGAGGCUAGUCAACAAGAGAGAGAAAGAUGACAGUAAUGAUGAUAUGGAGGAAGGUGACCCUGGCAGUGACAGUGACUUUGAGAUUGACACCAAGAAAGAGGCAGUGAAACAGAACCCCAGCAGCACCAGCUCUGACAAGGCGACCCCCAGCCGCUCUGGGCCGGUGAAGAAGGAAAAUAUCGGGGCUCAGUACCGCCACCACCCCCUCAGAGCCCGCCGCAGGCCACCCAAAGGCAUGCACCUGGAGCAGGGAGACAUCACGUCCCUGUCGGCCUCCCACGAUGCUGGGGUGCUAACUGUACGACAGCUGGACACACAGUUGGUGUCACUGAAGAGACAGGUUCAGUCUAUUAAACAGAACAACAGUAGUUUGAAACAGGGCUUAAAUGAAGGUGUUGACACUUUCAGACCUGCUGAGCCUGCCCCUAAGAUGAACUCUCGUUGGACUACAGAGGAGCAGCUCCUGGCUGUGCAGGCUAUCCGUCGCUAUGGUAAAGACUUUGCAGCCAUCGCCGAGGUGAUAGGGACCAAGACACCAGCUCAGGUGAGUUCGUUCUUCGUGAGCUACCGGCGCAGGUUCAACCUGGACGAGGUGCUGAGGGAGUGGGCAGCUGAGCAGGUGGCCACCAGCCGAGACCAGAGAGACCCCAGGAGGAGCGGCGAGGAGAUGGCAGCAGCUACAGAUGGAGCCACUGAGGAGGACGAGGUCAAAAUGGAGGACUCUCCCUCGGAUGCCGCCGGCAGUUCCUCUCCACCCUCCUCCGCCCAGACCCCCUCCUCCCUCUCCCAGCCUCCUCCGCUGCUGCGCCCUGCACCUCCCUCGGCUCCCCCCAGCCUCCUCCGUCAGCCUCCUCCUCUGCAGACGCGCCCUCUCCAGAACCGAGCGCCCCACAACCACCCUCCACCUCCGCUCAUCCGGCCUGCGGUGACCACCUCGUCCUCCUCCACCGGGAGCUCCAGCCUCAGGGCUUCUCCUCCCAGCUCCUCCUCCUCCGCUGCAGGGCAGAUGCCUCCGUCGCUGGUCGGGCUCAAAGUGGAGCAGCCCAACUCGCACUGAUACACAUGCGCGCACACACACAUGCACACAUAUACAGCUAAUAGGAAUAGAAACACACAUACAUACACACACAAAUUAGCAUGCAGACUUCACCCUGUCACACCAUCGCUCGUAGCCUUUGUUCCUGGGACCAUUACACAUCACGUGACCAUGUGAUGAUUGAACGCACUCAGGCCCCUAAGGUGACAUCACAGCUCUUAAAAUGUGGCAGGAAGUGUGUCAGGACCCCCCGCAGGCCUACUGUGUAAGGCAGUGGCAUGAAGCCCCUUUACUGUACUAACAAACACCUACCUCCAGACCCAUGUUUUUUAGCAAAAACACACACACACACACACACACACACACACACACACACACACACUACAAACAAGCUAGGAACUCAAAACAAACACUACCUGCACACACCCCCUCUGAACAAAACAAAAAGAGACACUGGAUCGUCAAGCUGUUGAAGAAAGCCAUGACCACAGAGCGCAAACCCACCUGCUUGUUUCCAUGGCAACUGCUGAACAUCUGGAUUGCGGAGGAGUGUGGUUGAACACACACUAUAUAUAUAUCUAUACUGUAGAUUCCACUGAGCAGGUAUCAAGUCAUCCAAACAACCUUCAGGAAAAUCAAAUAAUGAAUAAACGAGGGAAAGAAAAGCUGAGAAAGACGGGAAAGAGGAAGAGUCGCCCACAUCUGAGCCAAACCUGAGAGGUCACGUAGAUUAGAAAAUCAUUCAGAUGGCUGGAAAUGAUGUGAAAAACAUGCCUUCUUCUAUUGAGCUUUGCUUUAAAACUUAGACCCUCAUAGAGGAGCGAAAAGGUACUUUUGCAAAGAAAGUGGGCUUUGUAUUCGAAGCUGUGCUAUUAGUUUAUCGUUAUGGCUUUUAAUGGUUGAAGCUGUUUCUUCUAAAAUGGGUGAAUGAAAAGAAGAGCAAGAGAUCCCACCUCUCCCUCUUCUCUCAUAGCCAUGUAUUACUAUUAUUAACUGGAGUGAUGUUUUCCCUUUUUUGACUAGACUUUUAAAGUGAGCCCUAGGUGUAGGCAGUUAGUUCUUGCAAGUAGUUUAGAUAGUACAUACUUUAUUAUUAUGAUGAUGAUUAUUGACUGAGCACUAAGAAGAAAAAGAGCCUUUUAACAUGUGACUGGACUUUCUCACGUUUCAAGACAUUUGCCACAUCUUGUUUUUCACUGGCUCAGUGUUGAAGUCCCACUGCUUAAUGUCCAUUACUUUGGAGGAAUAUUUUCAGUAGUUAAGCGCUAACAGCGGCCGCUCUGGAGAGCAGCUGAACGAAGCAUUAGCCUCUGUGUAAUGUGUGUAGAGGAGUGAUUUUUUUUUUUUAUAGCAGGUUCACAAAGUGAAGGGGACGACUGACCUUUCCUGACCUCCUACAGAUAACCGUACACUGAAAAAUAAAAUGUUCUGCCAAAGUCUGUUCUUGCUUUAAAAGCUCAUUGUCCCACAGAUUUCCCAUGUCUCCAGUUAGCUGUUGAGCAUCAAAGAAGAGUCUGACAUUUUACACUGCUAGCUUGCUUCCUACAUGUUAGACACAGGAAAAGUAGUAAAACAAAAGGCGUUAAGUAUUCGCUUUCGUGCAGAGAGUUAGACGAGAAGAUAGAUGCCUCUCUGUUAUAUUUGCGUUAAAUGUGAAGCUACCGCCAGCAGCCGGUUAACUUAGCUUAGCACAAAGACGGGAAACGGGGAAAAGCUAGUCUUUCUCUAUCCAAAGGUAACAAAAUCAGCCUACCAGCGCCUCUAAAGCUCACUAAUUAACACGUAAAACACGUUGUCCAGGUUGUUUCUUUUUUUUUUUUUUGCCAAACCAUUUCUUGGUCAGGACCAGUAACUUCCUACAGUCUCUGCUGGUUGCUGGGCAACAGGUUCCGAACAAGAAAUAGUCUGGGACAUAACCGCCCGUAAAACGUCGAUUUGUCAUUUUUACACUUAGGUUUUUAUACGGAUUAAACAAACGAGAUACAACUUGUUAAUUAGUGAAUUUAAGAGGUGCUGGUAGGUGAAUGUUGUUACCUUGGGACAGAGCCAGGCUAGUUAUUUUCUCCCUGUUUCCUGUCUUUAUGCUAAGCUAAGUUAGCCGGCUGUUGGCAGUAGCUUCAUGCUGAGCGUACAGACAUGAGAGUGGUAGUUAUCUCUUGGCUGGUUGAGAUGAUUCAGUUCAGUCUUUUGUCAACCAGCAUGUCAGAAUAAUCACACAAGUGAAUUUACAAAGAUGCGAUGACAACUCUCUAAAGCCCUCUGAGUCCAGCAAAGGCAGCGUCUUACUCUGCUAGUUCGAGUUCCUGUCCUGUCCAGGCACACAAGGAGGUGCGAGAGGUCGAAGGGCAUCUGAAAGGAUUCAUUUAGCCAAUGAACUGUCAGGAAAUGGCUGCAUCUCGCUUCUCAGUGCUGCCACAGUGCAGCUUUCUGCCUCUGAAAUGUACCUCUAUGGUGAUAAACAGGCAACCUCAUGAACAAAUGUAGAUGACUGAAUGAUAUUUUGUGGUUGCUACUUAUUUGUGAUUUCUUUUGAACAUCAUCUGCUGGUGCUGUGCUGAAUCUUUCCCUUCUUCCUAGUCUAGUUGCCUGUGUAUCACUGCAUUUUCAAGCAGAUCUGGGAUCGCACGUCAUGUAUAAACCUUUCUUUAAACUCUGUCCAGUGCUUCUCCACUGAUAGUCUCACAUCACCCACUUUUGUUAGCAGAGGACUUCGGUGUUCGGUUUAACGCGGCCCUGAGCAGGAAUCAAAGGGGCCCAUCACUACGUUUGGCUUUAAAGUGGCUUGCCUUUUGUCUUACAUUUGUUCCUCCAAAAACUGCUUGUGUGUACUGUAUGUGAGAAGUUGUUUACAUUGUGGAAACUGAACUGUUUGUGUUUGAGAAAUGUUUUUGUUUUUGUUUUUUUAGAAUAAAGAAAUGACCAAAUAGCA
Molecule: messenger RNA, 4791 nt
Organism: Siniperca chuatsi (mandarin fish)
Lineage: Eukaryota; Metazoa; Chordata; Actinopteri; Centrarchiformes; Sinipercidae
Gene: rcor2
Product: REST corepressor 2
Exons: 14
Coding region: 258-1883 (541 amino acids)
Biological process (GO): regulation of transcription by RNA polymerase II; negative regulation of DNA-templated transcription
Cellular component (GO): transcription regulator complex; histone deacetylase complex
Molecular function (GO): transcription corepressor activity
Source: RefSeq, a predicted model, not a curated record